AUGGGAUGUGCAGCAGGAUAUUCUCUUUAAUAAGACAUGGAUUUAUCUAUUUCUCACAAAGAUUCUUAGAUUUUAUUACUAAAUAGACCAAUCAAAAACUUAUAUCAACCUAAAAUAAUAGAAUCAACUUCUUUUUGUAAUUCACUUAAGUGGUGUGAUGAAGAUGAUAAUUUAGAGAAUCUUUUUGAAGAAUGUUGUAAAUUAGAAGAGGAGUUAAUAAAUGCAAAUACUAGAAUUCUUAAGAAAGAUGAAAAUUAAGUAUAAGAACUAUAGUAAAUUUCAUAAUAAAAAAACUUCUCUUAAACCUCUAUAUGUAUGUAUAGAAGAAGAAAUCUGUUUAGAAAUAAUAAUAAAUUUCUUGAUAAAAAUGAUAAAAUCCCAAAUAGCAUUUUGAAAAGAAAGCGUUUAAAAGAAGGUCAAGUAUUUUCAAGCAAGAUUCAAAGUAAAAUAAAAGAAUAAAAAGUUGUGAGAUUUAGCAAAUGUUAUAUAAAACUUAUUCCAGAAACUUAAUUUUCAAAGAACUUAAUAAAUAUUUAAAAUUAGUCUAGUGAUGAUUUGAAUGAUAAUGUAAAUUAAUAAUGA
Molecule: messenger RNA, 582 nt
Organism: Paramecium pentaurelia
Lineage: Eukaryota; Ciliophora; Oligohymenophorea; Peniculida; Parameciidae
Source: the annotation of a GenBank genome assembly